This is a messenger RNA of Vigna radiata var. radiata (mung bean), 1074 nucleotides long. RefSeq lists its product as uncharacterized. NCBI's taxonomy places the organism in Eukaryota, Viridiplantae, Streptophyta, Magnoliopsida, Fabales, Fabaceae. The coding region runs from base 20 to 847 and encodes 275 amino acids. The transcript is spliced from 3 exons. Gene Ontology annotation, cellular component: BRISC complex; BRCA1-A complex. The record is from RefSeq and is a predicted model, not a curated record. Gene Ontology annotation, biological process: positive regulation of DNA repair.
GAGAGGGUAAGAAGAAAUAAUGAAAAUUCAGAAGAUUAGGAAGCAGAGAGAGAUGGAGGGAAUUGAAGGAGAUGGCAGUGGAAGGGGUGAGGGAAGCAGCAAAAGAUACAAUCUGAAACCCUCGCGAGUUUCGAACGAAGAUAUUCUGAUUUGCCUGGACGUAGAUCCUCAGUGCCUCGUCGAGAUGAAAGGGGCCACCGGACCCAACGGCAGACCCCUCACCCGAUUGGACUCCGUCAAGCAAGCCAUCAUUCUAUUCGUCAAUGCCAAGCUCACCAUCAACCCCCAACACCGUUUCGCCUUCGCCACUCUCUCCAACACCAUUUCCUGGGUGCGCAAAGACUUCACCUCUGACAUCGACUCAACAAUCGCUGCAAUGCGGAGCAUUUCAGCUUCUUCUUCCGCCGGCCCACCCGAUCUCACCCUUUUGUUCCGAUUGGCCGCUCAUGAAGCCAAGAAAUCCCGUGUGCAGGGUCGCAUCUUUAGAGUUCUUCUGUUCUACUGCAGAUCAUCAGAGCGACCACAGCAUCAGUGGCCGGUGAACCAGAAGGUGUUCACAUUGGAUGUGAUGUACCUUCAUGACAAGCCUGGUCCUGAUAAUUGCCCCCAGGAGGUUUAUGAUACACUGGUGGAGGCACUUGAACAUGUUAGUGAAUAUGAGGGGUUUAUCUUGGAGAGUGGACAGGGUUUGGCACGUGUUCUAUUCCGUCACGUCCUCAUUCUUCUGUCCCAUCCUCAGCAGCGUUGUAUCCAGGAGUAUCUUGACAUUCCAAAGUCAAUUGCAAAGAAGGUUCCUCAGGUGGAGCCUAUGGCCACCGAAGAUACCGCUCCGAUAGCCACCCAAUAAAACAAUGUAAUUCCCUAAUCUCUUUUUACUUCUUUUUUUCAUGUGAAUGUUGAUGUGAUCACAUACCAAAGUUGGAGUCUUUUGUUACUGGGAUUGUUACUAGCAUGAACAAUUUCUGAUUUUGGAUUCAAUUCCCACAACCCACUUUCUUGUUCUCAAAUCUAUCACAAGUGUACUAUAGUUUAGGCAUAGGCCUGGUAAUAUGUAGAGAAGUGUUUUCUAUUUCA